Cornus florida is the source of this 1593-nucleotide messenger RNA. RefSeq lists its product as uncharacterized. The coding region runs from base 1 to 1593 and encodes 530 amino acids. NCBI's taxonomy places the organism in Eukaryota, Viridiplantae, Streptophyta, Magnoliopsida, Cornales, Cornaceae. The transcript is spliced from 3 exons. Gene Ontology annotation, molecular function: nucleic acid binding; zinc ion binding. The record is from RefSeq and is a predicted model, not a curated record.
AUGGCAACACGAAGGGAUCCCGGGGAAAGUUCUAGCUUCAAUCCCGUGGAAAGGGAUCAGGAGCAAGUUGAGGAAGAUAUCUUAUUGCGUGAUUUGGUCCCACCAAGAGAGGGACAAGCGAGGGGGACCGUUGACCCACCUUUUCAAAUAAAUAGGGAGCAGUUGAGGUUAGCCGUUCAGGAGGCUAUUUUUUAUGCAUAUCGACCGACAGGUGCGUUAUCGUCACAGUUUGUGCCACCACCGGCACCACCACCACCACCACCAAAGAAAAAUGAGUUAGAUGAUACUCUUUACCACAUUGCAAAGUUUGUGAAAUUGAUGCCAACUCUGUUUGAGGGCGGUCCAGAUCCGCUUGUUGCGGAUAGUUUCAUGGAUAGGGUGGAGAAGCAUAUUAAUGCCAUGAAUUUGGCAACGGACAAGUUGAAGAUUACAUUGGCUACUUACAAUUUUGUGGGCGAUGCUGAGAUUUGGUGGAAGACCGUUUCUCACACCCAUAAUCUGGAUACUAUGACAUAUGCUACAUUUAAGAAGUUGUAUUAUGAGAAGUACUUUCCAGCGCCUAAGCGGAGAGAACUAAAGAAGGAGUUUGAUGGGUUAAAGCAAGGAAGUAUGACAGUUACAGAGUAUGAAAACAAGUUUACAUCACUUUUGAGGUUUGCACCGGGAAUUGCUAAUGAUGGAGAAGGAAAGAUUGAGAAAUUUGUUGAUGGCCUUAAUCUUACCAUUAGGCCAAUUGUAGCUGCUUCAAAACCAACAGAGUAUGCAAAAGCAGUGCGAAAAGCUUUAGUGGUUGAGGCUGAGAGUAAGGACAACAAGGCUAUCAGGGAGUCCUACAAGCACAACAGGGGUAUGAGUACUUUCUCCGAAGGUCAAUCAAGUAAGAAGCAGAAGCAUGAGCAGUCAGGGUUCAGAGGACAGCAGCCAGUCAGAUCUGCACCCACAGCUUCAGUGUCCAUGGGGUCUUCUAGACCGAACGUUACUUGUUUUAGAUGCGGGCAGUUGGGACAUUACAAGUCCCAAUGCACUCAGACACAGGGCCAUAGGGUGAAAGAUUGUCCACAGCGGGGCAGUGGUUUGGGCAAAGGUGGAGGUUCACAGCAGAGGCAAAUGCAGUCUGCCACAGUUCAGUCAGGGUUUCGACCACCACCACUACCUCAGCCGUCUCAGCCAACUAUGUCAGCCCAGAGUUCUCGACCUGGUAGGGAAGCUUCUUCGAGUGCACCUACUCAACAGUCUGGCUAUCAGGCAGGCAGUUCUCAGGGGCAGAGGACCCAGGGUCGCGUGUUUUCACUCACUCCAGCCGAGUCACCAUCCAGUCCUUCAGUUGUCAGGGUUGCUUUUAGUAGAGUUUGUAGGAAUUGUUCCAUCACAAUUGCCGGACGUGUUCUUGAGUUCGAUCUCACCCUUUUCGAGAUGACGGGAUUUGAUGUCAUUCUUGGGAUGGACUGGUUGUCAUCCUUCAGAGCUGUCAUUAAUUGUUUCAGGGGCAGAGUUUCAGUGUGUACCCCGGAUGGGGAUUGUUUCUGUUUUGUGGGAGAUCGGUGUGAUCCUCUCACUCAUUCAUUUUAUGGUGUCAGGGGUCGAGAUCGGUAG